This is a messenger RNA of Solanum stenotomum, 999 nucleotides long. RefSeq lists its product as uncharacterized. The transcript has 5 exons. The record is from RefSeq and is a predicted model, not a curated record. Lineage: Eukaryota; Viridiplantae; Streptophyta; Magnoliopsida; Solanales; Solanaceae. Bases 1 to 999 code for a protein of 332 amino acids.
AUGGAACUUAGGGAUUUCAGACCCAUCAGUCUCAUUAGUGGUGUGUACAAGGUCUUUGGUAAGCUGUUGGCAGAGAGAUUAAAGAAAGUGAUAAGCAAAUUAGUGAACAAUCACCAAAUGACCUUCAUUCAAGGAAGACAAAUUAUGGAUGCCGCGUUAAUAACAAGCGAGUGUGUAGACUCAAGGAUUAAAGGAGAGAUCCCAGGAAUAAUGUGCAAGCUUGAUAUAGAAAAGGCAUAUGAUCAUGUCAAUUGGGAGUUUCUACUUAAUAUUCUGAGGCAGAUGGGGUUCUCCAUACUUGUUAAUGGAGGAUCUGCUGGUUUUUUUCCUUUUGAGAGAGGACUACGACAGGGAGAUCCUCUCUCCCCUUUCCUAUUUAUUUUAGCUAUGGAGGAUCUUAACAGUAUGAUUAGAGUGGCCAAUUAUAACGACUGGAUAAAGGGUUUCAACAUUAGUAAUCAGUCAGGGGUCAAUUUGCAAAUAUGUCACCUUUUAUAUGCAAAUGACACACUAAUAUUUUGCAAUCCAAAGGUAGAACAAAUGUUGGCAAGCAUCUUGCAAUGCAAUAUAGAGCACUUACUAACUACUGACCUGGGAAUUCCUUUUGGGAAUAAUCACAAGGAGCUUGAGCUUUGGGAUGGAAUCAUUGAGAAGACAGAGAAGAUGUUGGCUAAUAGGAAGGCAAACUAUCUAUCUCUGGGAGGAAGAGUCACUCUGAUCAAUUUGGUUCUGGAUGCGUUGCCUACAUAUGUUAUGUCACUUUUCCCUUUACCAGCAAAGGUAGAAGAGAGGUUGGAUAAAUUGAGGCGUGAUUUUCUGUGGUCGGGGAACAAAGAAGAUCAGGCAUUAUGGAGAAGAGCAAUUCUCAACAAGUAUGGGCAGACCGAGGAGUGGGUGUCUAAUGUAGUAGAUAGCACGUAUGGGGGUUACUGUCCAGGUGCGGCGCAUGGUUCUCAGCAUUUCUCAAGAGCCCUGGGUGAUGCCAGAACAUACUGCUGA